AUGGCACAACCUACCACAGCAUCAGCUCCCACAUCAUACAAUAACUUUACAGAUCAAGCAUCUCUCCUGGAAAGAAGACAGCAGAAUGCUCCCUUUCUGCAGCAACUAGAAUUGCCAUCAUUACCGCCUUUAUCGCAGUUACUGACAUCUGAUUCUACCGCAAACAAAGACCAACCAACACCCAAUACACAGGCAGCAACUGAAGCCGCUAUCGCAGCUGCUACAGCAGUGACAGCAUCCAUGAUCACAUCUACCACACAGCCCAUCAUCCAAGAAACAUUUUUACCUACUCAUCAAAAACCUACAACUAAUAAUCUUCUCUACGGUUUCCAACAACAACCUACAACAUCUACAUCUCCCAUCAUGACAUCCAACGCUCUUUUAAAUGACUCAGUGGCUAUCUUCCCAACUACAACGGAUGCUUCAUUAGAUCAAACACUCAUGGCUAGUGAUCAUCACUUUUUGGAUCCGCAACAGCAAAUGUUUAAUGCAGCAGCUGCAGUGGCAGCAGCCACCGCGGGCCUGACCGAUCCACAUGGAGUAAAUCCCACCAUGAGUAUGCCACCUUCUUUUAUGGAGAGACAAAGACAAUCCUCAGUAUCGUCCACAUCAUCUGAUAAAGUAUAUUCAUUUGUAGCUAUUCCUGGCACUAAUCAAAGAAAGAGACCUCGCAGAAGAUAUGAUGAAAUUGAGAGACUCUAUCACUGCAAUUGGCUUGGAUGUACCAAGGCUUAUGGCACUUUGAAUCACUUAAAUGCACAUGUGAGCAUGCAACAACAUGGACCUAAACGUCAUCCUACUGAAUUUAAGGAAAUGCGCAAAGAAUGGAGACGUCAAAAGAAAGAGCGAGACGCAGCAAAGAAGUCAGCAGAGCAAGCUUAUCGUAAUCAACAAGAAUCCAUGAUGCAGCAGCAUGUCCAGCAGCAGCAGCAACAUCAGCAACAUCACCAUCAUCCUCAAACUCAUCAUCAAGCCAUGCCAUUCCCUUUUCAACAGUCCUUUAUGCCCAACAACAUGGCUCUUGGUAACUUUUAUUAA
Molecule: messenger RNA, 1038 nt
Organism: Mucor velutinosus
Lineage: Eukaryota; Fungi; Mucoromycota; Mucoromycetes; Mucorales; Mucoraceae
Exons: 2
Coding region: 1-1038 (345 amino acids)
Biological process (GO): regulation of DNA-templated transcription
Source: RefSeq, a predicted model, not a curated record